This is a messenger RNA of Lineus longissimus, 1717 nucleotides long. Its product is annotated as putative ankyrin repeat protein RF_0381. The record is from RefSeq and is a predicted model, not a curated record. Gene Ontology annotation, molecular function: protein binding. Bases 1 to 1329 code for a protein of 442 amino acids. The transcript is spliced from 4 exons. NCBI's taxonomy places the organism in Eukaryota, Metazoa, Nemertea, Pilidiophora, Heteronemertea, Lineidae.
AUGCUGAAAAGGGAACCAGUUCAGAAUCCGCUCUUCACUGAGCUCUUCAAUGCCGUCCAAGCGGGUAAUUGUAAAAAAGUCCGCUACAUGAUAAAGACAAAAAAGGACAGGAUCAAUAUCAAUGCCAAGGAUCAGAAUGACCCUUACAAACGGACGGCCCUUCUUUAUGCAGCUGAGGAUAAUAAUCAUGAGAUGUGCUGCAUUCUUCUCCGGGCAAAACCAAAUGUACCUGACGUCAAUGCAGAAGACGAGUCUGGAAAUCGACCAAUCAUGAUUGCUCUACAAUUUACUUUUGGGGCUUUCAGAUGGGCAGCCAAACACAAGAGUCCAGAGUUGGCUGAAGUGUUGCUGGAAUCUGGCAAGUGUGAUGUGAACUACCUUGACAGAAACUCAGGAUGCACACCCUUGUAUACUGCUAUCAUGAGCAACCAUGCUCCUCUCUGCAGAGUCUUGGUUCACGCAGGGGCUGAUGUUAAUCUCCGACAACUGGGAGUCGUCGACCCUGUCGGAGAAACACCACUGAUCAAAGCGAUCCAGCUCAACAACAUUGAAAUCUGCGACAUGCUGAUGAACUCAUUAUGUAACAUCAAAGCUCAGACAAACGAUGGACUCACUGCCCUACACUAUGCUGUCGCUUACCGUCGAUAUGACAUCGUGGAGCUUCUAUUAGAGUCGAAGAUUACCAUGUAUGCUAAGUCACAUCAUGGUGUUACUGCCUUGUCUGUUGCAAUCGACCAUCACUUGCCCCUCAUGGUGAAAAUCCUCAUCGAGUUCGGUUACAAAAUAAGUCGGAGAUACGCAUGGGGCGAGACUCCUUUAGACCAAGCCAUUAAUCUCCAUAGCGAGGAAUGUGCAAUGACGCUAGUCCACUGGGGAUGUCCGAUCGUACAAAAGGCAAAAAACAAACCUUCCUAUUUCUAUAGCGCAGCAAAUGAAGGAAUGUUGAACCUUGUUCGUCUCCUGAUCUCAAUGAAUCCAUUAUUUCUCAACGAGGAAUGGGUACAAAAACAAAACAUUAUGUUGGCACUUUACAAGAAGCCGUCAUUUUGUCAAUGGUUGGACGAAACACGGCGACAGCCUCGUCGGUUAGGCGACUGGUGUCGGGCGAGAAUCUGGAAAUAUCUCGGUAAAAAUGGACCAUACAAAGUCAAGCAACUCUCUCUGCCUGCAAAAAUCAUUGAUUUCCUUAGUUUUAGUGAGUAUUUCCAUGACGGAAUGUAUGACAAGAAGACUUUAGAUAUUGCGGAGUGUCCGUUUGAUUGCCCGGUGACCUGCCUCAGGAAACAGUGUCCUCCUAUUGAUAUACUGCCAUCGGAUGAUACAGAAUGAGGACAAACAUGAUUCAUGAAUAGUGUAAGUUUUCAGGACAAUCUCUCUCUAAUACCAGACACCCUCUCAGUUUGAGACCAUGAUCUUGGACCCAAGUUCAUAAUUUCUAUGCAAUUCAACCUAGGCCACCUCAAGGACACCAUUCGCCAGAUCUAGAGGUGUCAUCAAUAGAGAGGUUCCUCUGUAGAUGAUUGUGUUGGACUGAGUAGGCCUUUUUCUAACCAGCUGGCAGAGUCAAAAUGUGACAUCAUUGGGAAUUUAUAACUAGCUGGAAGAGUGAAAUUGUGAAAUCGCUGGGAAAAACAAACCUGCUAGCAAAUUAUUGAAUUAUUUAUACCAUAUAUUAUGUGUAGAAUAGCUAUGAAGUUAAUUUCUGCUUUGAAAAUAA